Messenger RNA from Pseudozyma hubeiensis SY62, 576 nucleotides. RefSeq lists its product as hypothetical. The record is from RefSeq and is a predicted model, not a curated record. The coding region runs from base 1 to 576 and encodes 191 amino acids. The transcript has a single exon. Lineage: Eukaryota; Fungi; Basidiomycota; Ustilaginomycetes; Ustilaginales; Ustilaginaceae.
AUGCGCAAGUCAGGAGAAAGCUUCGAUUCGAGGCUCGCUGAAUGUCGGCUCCUCCGCCGGAUGUUCCGAUGCACUGUACGGAAUAUGCGCAGGAGGCGUGGCAGCGUCAUUUCGUCCAAAACCAGGAAGUGGGACCCCGAGCAUCUUCGGAUUUUCGGCGUGAGCUCCAACCGCACUACGCCGUCUGAGCUUGAGUUGCCCAACCUCUCCUCUCACCAUUGUAUCUUCGCCAUCACCCUCUCUCCCUACGAUUCCUGCGCCAGUCACAUCCAAGCCCUGCAGACGGCUGCUCCGACAAUCGAUUCGGUCAAUCUUGACGGUUCUAGCACUCUGUUCUCCCUGCAGAACGACGCUGCCACUACAGCUGCUGACUCUUUGCACUCAUCCUGCUCAGUGCUCGACACGGCAUCGCAGCUCGAGCCGUCCCUGAGGUAUCACCUCCUUGCCAACUAUACGGCUACACCAUGCAAGUCUCAUAAGCUUGCUGGUCGUGACGCGGCUGUCUCCUCAAGCACAAAGGCUGCCGCUUCGCCAUUUGCUACACAGCACCAAUCGUUCGGCUCGGUCUGCUGCUGA